GGAUGAUACACACACUUUCCAUGAACCGAUACAUCAUUGAACGCCCAUCCUGCCUCGUAACCAUAUGUACCACACAUACAUAUAACCACAUAAACCACACCUCAUCAUCAUAGCCUGAAGCUCCCUUCCUUCCUCAUUCCCUCAUCUGCGCCUUCCCCGCACCUGCCCACCAUCCAACCAACCAUCGGGUAUCAUCCACCACACCACGCACCAAACCAAAGCACGACCUCACACACUCGAUCAACCCAUCCCACCACCCAACCCGUCCUUCCUACCAACAUCUUCCCGCCAUUUAUCGGAGUAAGUCCUAGAACAAAGGAAUAGCUUUGUUGGCAUUUACCUGUGCCUAGAACUUUAUCAAGCUACUCUCUUACGACAUCAGAGCGAGUCUGGAACCGCGAGUUGAGUCGCUGAGCUUCGGAUCUGAGCACUUCCGAUAAGAGACGGCUGGAGCAACCAAGUUGCCGUCGAACAGUGCCGAUUAUUCCUGAGAACAGAAAGUAGCACGUUGCCGCCGGUUAGAACGGGAGCCUCCGCUACCACCACCACCACCAACAAACUCCACUCCCCCACCCCCACCCCCCAACAAUGUCCUCCUCCAUAAAACAAGCCGCCGAAUCGGCCCGGGCCAAAUCCGCCGAAGCCCUCGAGUCCAGCAAACGCGCCGCCGAAAAAGCCAUGUCCGACCCCAUCGGCGCCAAGAACUCCCUCUUCCAAGCCCCCGCCAUGCGCGCCGCCCUCCCCUUCCUCAACGGCGGCCUCGCCGGCAUGGUCGCCACCACCGCCAUCCAGCCCAUCGACAUGGUCAAGGUGCGUCUCCAGCUCGCUGGUGAGGGCGCGCGCACGGGGCCGAAACCGAGUCCCAUCAAGAUUGCUAGGGAUAUCAUCGCCGCGGGAAAGGCGAGGGAUUUGUAUACGGGUCUUAGUGCCGGGUUGCUGAGACAGGCUGUGUAUACCACUGCCCGCAUGGGAUUCUUCGACACGUUCAUGAAGUCCUUCGCAAAGAGCAGCGAGGCCGCGGGUAAGAAAGUCGGGUUCUCGGAGCGCGCAGCUGCUGGUCUCUCAGCUGGUGGAUUAGCAGCUAUGAUCGGCAACCCCGCCGACCUCGCGCUCAUCCGCAUGCAAUCCGACGGCCUCAAACCCCUCGCCGAGCGCAAGAACUACAAAUCUGUCAUCGACGCACUCGCCUCCAUCGUGCGCGCCGAGGGCGUAGCGCGUCUAUGGGCCGGCGCCGCACCGACGGUAGUCCGCGCCAUGGCGCUGAAUUUCGGACAGCUCGCUUUUUUCAGCGAGGCGAAAGCGAGGCUCAAGGGCACUUCCUUGCCGCCGACGACGCAGGUGCUGACGGCGAGUGCGGUUGCAGGGUUCUUUGCGAGUGCCAUGUCGCUGCCGUUUGAUUUUGUGAAGACGAGGUUGCAGAAGCAGGUUAAGGGCGCGGAUGGGAAGAUGCAGUAUAAGAGUAUGAUUGACUGCUUUAGGAAGGUGGCGAGGGAGGAGGGGGUGUUGAGGUUCUAUCGCGGAUUUGCGACGUAUUAUGUUAGGAUUGCGCCGCAUGCGAUGAUUACGCUUCUGGUCGCGGAUUACCUUGGCUUCCUCACCAAGUAAGGGAGGGUGUGAUUGAUGACGGAUAGGGGCAGAUGAAGGUGGUGUGGAUGGAAUUUGGCUGGGCCCCCUCAACAGGGCAACACGUACGCGAUGGGUGGUCAUCGAAACUUUUUCGCAUACCCCCUCAAUAUUUUGAGAGAAAAAGAUGGGAGAUGAGAGAGUGGUAGAAUAUUUUUUUUUCGUUUGAUUGAAAUGCGAUUCGUUCAAUUCAAUUUCUUUGAUUGCUUUGCUCCUUGCUUUCCUCGCUUCCAUGUGUGCAUGAAGAGAUGCAUGCGUUUCUUUUGUGACGAGAGGAGAUAUGCGAUGGGAUAGAUAGAGACAAGACGGAAAGAAUUGAGUGCAUACUUACUACCGACCUACCUUACCUGCAGCGUGAAUUUUGCGUUGUUCUGGUUCUCCUGGAGUUUACCUUGCAUUAGAACACGUUGCGUGCAUUCGACGUGCCUCAAUAAAACACUACCUGCCUGCCGGCAGCAAGAGUAAAAGAUGCACGCACGCAGCCGAGCUGAGCUGUAUAGAGCUCGCUUCCCACACGAUCAUUUGAUCAUAUUCCCAA
Messenger RNA from Pseudogymnoascus verrucosus, 2161 nucleotides. RefSeq names its product Putative mitochondrial 2-oxoglutarate/malate carrier protein (gene MIC33). NCBI's taxonomy places the organism in Eukaryota, Fungi, Ascomycota, Leotiomycetes, Thelebolales, Thelebolaceae. The record is from RefSeq and is a predicted model, not a curated record. The transcript is spliced from 3 exons. Gene Ontology annotation, biological process: transmembrane transport. Bases 589 to 1605 code for a protein of 338 amino acids. Gene Ontology annotation, molecular function: oxoglutarate:malate antiporter activity.